GAAACUCAUGCUCUCCGCCUCAGACAUGCCCGUCCCAGAGCACUCGGACACCAGCUCCACAGUCCUGCUCCUGCCGUCCUGGCAGUUCAUCGACAACGUCACGCCCGCAAACACACCAGACCUCAUAACCCGCUUCGUCAGCGCCAGCCCGACAAACGCACAGCCACUGCACACCCCAGCUCCCCCACCGGAAGAGUCUUUACCCGCGCCGACCAUCCCCGCCACGCCCACGCCCCAACUGACCGCCCGCCCAUGUCCGCACAAGUACCUGAUCCUGAUGUGCAGCCAGAAGACGCGCGACGCGCGUUGCGGCCAGUCUGCGCCGCUCCUGCGCCGCGAGUUCGAGCGCCACCUGCGGCCGCUGGGCCUGUAUCGCGACCUGCACGACGAGCGGCCCGGCGGCGUGGGCAUCUACUUCAUCAGCCAUGUCGGGGGGCACAAGUUCUCUGCAAACGUCAUGAUCUACCGGCACUCGUCUGUCGUUGAGCAUCCCAAGGAGGCGAACGGGCAUGCAAACGGCGUGCAGGAGCUGCUGGAUGAGCUGAAGAUCGAGGACCACAAGGGCGGCGAGGUGGUGCUGGAUGUGGAUAAGGAGGAGGUGGAUAAGGAUGGUGAGGCGGCGCAGUGUAUAUGGCUUGCGCGCGUGCGGCCCGAGGACUGCGAGAAUAUCAUUCGAUACACCGUGUUGCAGGGUAAGGUGGUCAAGCCUGACAGGCAGCUACGCGGCGGAUUUGACAGGAGUAAGCAGAUAGCGAGCUGGUAGUACGUAUGUGCGUCGAUGUAAAUGAGUAUCUAGAGUCAAUUAAGCGACACCACCCACCUUGCAUCCAUCCCAGGUUGCUCCAUUUCCCCUGACCAGACCAAACUAAAUCAAAUCAAAUCCCCACCAGACCAACUCAACUUACACAACAACACUGCCCCCCUCGUGCUCCUUUCCACCCUUUCCACCACCCUCCUCGCUACUCCCCUCCCCCUCCCCC
Messenger RNA from Dothidotthia symphoricarpi CBS 119687, 980 nucleotides. RefSeq lists its product as uncharacterized. Lineage: Eukaryota; Fungi; Ascomycota; Dothideomycetes; Pleosporales; Dothidotthiaceae. The record is from RefSeq and is a predicted model, not a curated record. The transcript has a single exon. The coding region runs from base 26 to 763 and encodes 245 amino acids.